Molecule: messenger RNA, 2149 nt
Organism: Schistosoma mattheei
Lineage: Eukaryota; Metazoa; Platyhelminthes; Trematoda; Strigeidida; Schistosomatidae
Source: the annotation of a GenBank genome assembly
ACUUGUGCGUAAUUUGUACCAUUCGCUACUAUGGGAGGCAGUGGUGAUCAUGGUCAUGAUGGCCAUGAUGAUGUUACUAGGGAAGAGCUCUUCAAAGAGUUCAAACCAAGCAUUAAGUACCGAUUUACUAGUAUCGUUGGGUCAAUAAUUGACAAACCUGUCUCUCUUUUUCGCGAACAAGUUGUUAACAGAGUUCGCACUCCAUACCCAUAUUAUCAUAAGCGGUACGACCGUGUUCCAACGAUUGACCAGUGUUUAACUAAUGACUUGGCUUGCAUCGAGGAGGCCAAUCAGCAAUUUCAUAGGGACCGGUUAGUGGAUCUCAAUAUAGUUCGUAUUCUGCGAAAACGCAAAAAUGAAUGUAUGCGCUGGUACAGUUAUCAAAAAGAAGAUGUUUAUCAAUUUUGUGGUCCUAUGUUCACUGAAUAUGAAGAUGCAGCCGUCAACUACUACAUUAAAUAUGGAGAAUUACACUGGUCAACAAGUGUUGUUGAUGCUUUUAUGAAACAGAAACAUCGUUUACUAUGGGAAAAACGUUACGGCCCAGUUGGUAAAACCUCUGAUGAGAAAAAGAAACUAGCUGAAGCUGGUGAUAAAGCAACUAAAGAGGGAAAUUUCAUUUCGAAAAUACGAGAAAUUGGGUUUAGUAGAGAUAUACCGAAAGAAAUUCAUCUGUAGUUUACUGGAAUUCAAUGGAGAACCAUUAAAAAACUGCGGUCACCAGACAGUUGUAAGUGGACGUUUACAACCCCACCGGAGACUGAGUCCAGGACCUUCCGUCUUUGUGGUAAUCCUGUUACUCAUUAGACUGCUAGGUUUGAAUUCAGUGGCCCACAUUCCCGAAUUCAACCGAUCCCUGACAUAAUUCUGACCCUUUUUACAUGUCUACAACAUAAAAGUGUAUUCUUUGUUAUCCACACAAUGCUGAUUUAAAUCGAACAAAUCUUUUGAGGAUCAAAUUACUUUUCGAUGUACCUCUACUUUUGUUAUAUGAAGCAUACGUUGGCGUUAUACAUACUCCCAAGUUGUGGUUCUCAUUGAUAAAUCAAUGUUUUCCUGUUGUGUUUUAAAGCACUUGUGAUUGGACAGCCGACUUUCGAUUGUAGCGUUUUAGAUUCAAAUCUCGCCUUAUUUUCAGUUUGUUGUUGUUGCUGGUACUCAUAAAAAUACAGGUUAUUCAAACCUAAGUACACAAACCUGUUUGUUUUAGUUAUGUGUUAACAGUUAUUUUUCUCUGCAUUUAGAAUUCGUAUCUUAAGUGUAAAAAAUAAAAGAUGUAGUAGGACCUCAGUGUAUAAUCUUGUAAAAUACCCAUCUCUAUGCCUCUUUCACUUGGAGGGGCAGGGAUUUGUGUUUAGGGCAUUCGACUCUCAGCCACCAAGUCCCUGAUCCGAACACUAUUCUGUCUACUUCAGUUUAGAUAACCGGAAAUAUCAAUUUACUCCUCACACUCAGAGUGUAGCUGGAACUUAAUCACUGGACAGAUGAGUUAACUUAUUAUUGCCAUCGUCUUUUUAUUUUUCUUAAAAAAAAUCUAGGUAGCUCCAAGUGUUUAUUAUUACCGAACUUCAAAGAUGGAUAUGCUACAAUUCUCGUCUGGUUAUAGCCUACUGGAAUACUUCUUCCUGCUUAUUAUCAUGCUUGCCGAAUAGGUUUUCUCUUAAAAAAGAUAGUCUUCAGAUUCUUCAUUGAACCUGCUGACUUUCUAACAAUGUUGUUUAAUAUUACAUAUGCAUAGUCUUCUUCAUUACGUAAUCUAACUGCACACCUAAUCAUUUGUGUUUCUUCUUUGUCCCUAACAAAGAAUAUUCUUAGGUUUAAAAAUUUCAAUUUGUGACAAAUAAUAGUGACAGUAUAAAAAGUGUUGAUUUUUCGGUUUGUCUCGUCAUCUUCAGUAGCUGAUCCAAUUAUCAUUUAGUCAGAUUAUUGAAUCAAUUUUAAAACAAGAUUAAUUUGUAAUAUAGGAGAACUUAUGAUGUAUAGAGGCAGUUCUCAAGACUAAAGAUUCCUGAGAUUUGUCGAAAAAUUGUUGACUUCACGGCACAACAAGUAAAUGUGAAACAAUUUUCGAAAAUCCUAGGUGUUUACUAAUUUGAUUUUUUUAUGUGUUGUUAAAUAAGCUGAACGGGAUGAUUCGGGUAUGAAGAAG